AUGGGGGAGGCAUAUGGGCUGCAGGAUUCUGAUGACAUUACAAUCAGCUCCUGUGACGAUGUGUACACUGAGAAACCUGAACUACGGAUUGUUCUUGUUGGUAAAACUGGAGCUGAGAAAAGUGCAACAGGAAACACCAUCCUCGGUGAGAAACUGUUUGAGUCUAAAAUCACAGCAGAAUCAGUAACAGUGACAUGUACUGUCAGGAAAAGAGAUUGGAACGGCAGGGACAUUGUAGUCAUUGAUACUCCUGGUCUUUUUGACACAAAAACUCCUUUAAAAGAAACUAUGAAAGAAAUAGGGCAUUCUGUGGUAGUCUCCUUCCCAGGACCCCAUGCCAUAGUUCUGGUGAUGCAGCUGGGUCGUUUCACUGAAGAAGAGAAAAUCACAUUUGAACUAAUACAAUAUAUUUUUGGGGAAAAUGUUGUGCAGUACAUGAUCUUAUUGUUCACUAGAAAAGAUGACUUAGCUGGUUGUACUUUACAUGAUCCUUUAAAAGCUUUGGAUGACAAAGAUCUUCAGAGAUUGAUGAAAAAGUGCAGGAAUCGAUGCUGCGCAUUCAACAACAAAGCAAAAGGACAGGAGCAGGAAGACCAGGUUGGAGAGCUGAUUGAAAUGAUUGAUAAGAUGGUGCAACAGAAUGGAGGCUUCCAUUAUACUAUUGACAUGUAUGAAUAUUCUCGGAUGAAAUUUCAAGAACAAAUGGAGAUGCUCAGAGAACGCUAUGAGGAAGAGAUGGAAAGAAAAAAAAGAAAAGUGACAACUCAGUAUGAGGAGGAAUGUAAGAAAAUAGAUGAGGAAUUACAGAAAAAAGGCUCAUAUAAUGAAAACACUUUGAAACAACAGAAAGAGGCCAUGAGACAAAAACUGGAAAAAGAUUUAGAGAAAAUAAACACCCUCUACCAGGCACAGCUACAUGAACUCAGGGCAAGAGCUGAUAUGUAUGCUAUUAUAAAAACAUUCUCUUCUGUAUUUUUUAAAAUGAAACGCUGGUUUGAAUAA
This is a messenger RNA of Chelonoidis abingdonii (Abingdon island giant tortoise), 1002 nucleotides long. NCBI's taxonomy places the organism in Eukaryota, Metazoa, Chordata, Testudines, Testudinidae. The record is from RefSeq and is a predicted model, not a curated record.